UCUGAGGAGGAGCCCAGGGCAGGGCACCCAGGAAGUGACCUCACCACCUUGGACAGGACCCCAACAGACUUGGAACCCUGGUUCCCUGGCAACCACAUUCCAUCCACACACAGACCAUCUCUAGCCAUUUGGCUUCAGAGCUGGUGAGGAAAGAUGCUCUCCCGUGCGAAGGGCCGCUCAAGCCCCAAGCUGAGCAAAGCCUGCUGCCCAAGCAGAGCGACUGGACUGUGCUUGCGGGACAGGAAUUGCCUGUGCCUUUGCCCUGUGCUGUGCCUGUGUAGCUGCUGUCACCUUGAGAAGCCGCAGCCAUAUUGCACAGAGACAACUGAUGUGAUCAAGGGCGAGCCGCCACUCUGCGAAGAGUCAGAGGAGGAGCAGGAGACAGAGAGCGUGUGCAGCGAUAUCCCUUACCUGCUGGUGUCGGAGGAGCGAUACCGAGGAGGCCUUCCUGCCCAGGCUGCAGGCUGCUGCCUCCGCAAGGGCCGCCGAGUGCACCUGGUGGUCAGCGAGAACCACCUGCAUGGGGACAUUGUCCUGCACAGGCCUCCCCAGAGCCCAUGGCCUACAGAGCACACUGCCCCACAGUGCUCACUGCUACCUGAAGGCACAGCUGAAAUGGCCAGAGCAGCAGAAGGGCCGCUGCCCUCUACUCUGUUUCCUGCACAGCCAGCCGGUCUGCAGGCACGACCACACGCCACAGCAGCCACUGCAGGGGCAGAGUUUCCUCUGUGCCCAGGCACCGGGACCUGUUCUACUCAGAAGCUGAACUUGUCCUCCUCAAAGGAAAACUUAAUAUUUUUCUUUGGUUAUUGUGUUGUAAUGUUUGCUCUCCUUUACUUUUUUAAGUAUUUUUAG
This is a messenger RNA of Erinaceus europaeus (western European hedgehog), 855 nucleotides long. RefSeq lists its product as uncharacterized. The record is from RefSeq and is a predicted model, not a curated record. The transcript is spliced from 3 exons. Lineage: Eukaryota; Metazoa; Chordata; Mammalia; Eulipotyphla; Erinaceidae. The coding region runs from base 154 to 855 and encodes 233 amino acids.